AUGAAUCCAACGAUGGAGUCACCAAGGCCGAGUCUGGUGCGCCGCUUCACUGCUGAACUCAAGGCAGACUCCAACUUAGCGUCUCAGGUCAAGUCAUACCAAGAGAACCUGGAUGCAGAAACCCAGGAGCAGGGUAAACUACAUAUGGAUAUUAUCUAUCAUGGCCAACUGCCAACAGAGAGUCCUCUCGAUGGACUCGAAAUUGCACGCCAAACCCUUCAAUCCAAGUGUGAUGAGUUCUUCAGGCACCAAGAAGAGAAGGCAGAAGCGGACAGAAAAAGAUCAGGCGUGACACGAUUCUUCCAUGGAAACGCGACCGGGCAGAAACUGGCCAAGUACAUCAGUCGUCGUGGCCAGCUCACAGUGGAUCAAGUCCCUUCUAUCACCAAUGAGUUGGAAGCUCAAUGGGUAGAAUCAAACAGCAAGGCGGCGACAAACUUUGUAAAGAUAUGCAAAGUUCUCGACUCUCAUAAGCAAAUCUUUGAGAUUUUCCCAAGUGAAACCGCCUAUACAUCUGCUCUGUGUGGCGCUGUCUCAAUGAUCAUCCAGGCCUCGGUGACUUAUUCGGAUAUUGCAGAGCAGCUUUCGCGUUAUGUCAAGGAGCUGUCGGAAAAAAUCGCUCUUUGUACGAAGUGGCUCGACCUCUUUAAAACCCCUGAAAUGCAAGCACGCCUGUCUGAUAUCUAUACGCAAUAUUUCGAUUUCUUUAUCAAGGUGGCGACCUGGUAUUUGAAGCCCAAAGCUUCGAAAAUACUUGAUUCUUUCAAUUCCAACUUUGCGACUCGCUACAAGAGCGCGUCGGAAUCAAUCAAAGAGUCAAUUCAAAUGAUCGACGACCAAGCUCGGUUUGAGACCGUGCGGGAGACCAAACAAAUGAGACCGCAUUUCGACCGCGCAAUUGCCCAUCUUGAGCAGCUGUCUUUGGCGACUUUGGAUAGCGUUCGAAAAGGGCUGAGAGGGAAAGAAGAUGAAUACGAAGCUGCCAGAACAAUGUGCACCCUUUUAGAGCAGAUGGACGAACGCAAUAGGCAGUUGGAGGAGCGCAGUAUUCAAAUGCAGGAACGCAUGUCUAAAGAAAUAGACCGUAUACAUCUAUUGUAUGAGCGGCAGACUAGAGAAACAAUAGCCAUUGGGAACACACCGAUGAACGAGAGAGAGAUCUCAGAGAUCGAGGAUGUUCCUCAGAAAGUUGACAGGGCUGAAGCCGAGCUGGUCUGUCGAAGCCUUCUCACGUCCCUGAUAGAUCAAGUGGGCGGCAGUGAUGGCAUCAGACUCGCUAUUCAAACGGGACGGCUUGCUGCUAAGCCCGCUAUUAUCCAAAUACUUGGAAAAUGGACACAAGCCACAUCGCAUGAUGCUCUGAACCUUUGGAUUAUGAGUCCCCACGAGCAUGGGGUACAGAGCAGCGCACAACUUGCCGCCCUCGGGGUCAUUUGGACGGCGAUUCAAGCCCGGGCCCAAUUUGUAUCUUACAUCUGCCAACGACCCCAGUACGGGAAUAUCUCAGGUUUCCAGGACGUCGAAGAUCAAGCCAGUGCUCUCGGGAUGGUCUACAGUCUCAUAUGCCAGCUGCUGCAAUUUCAACCGCCAAAUGACAGAGUGCAACUGCUACCCGAGAUGGUCGAUGGACUCACGCAGCCGGGCAAGCGCUGGACAACUGGAUUGAAGGUGCUACAAUAUCUGCUGGAAAACACAUCUACUCUGCGGUACUGUAUCAUCCAUGGGAUCAAUCUCCUUGAGGGCGAUGCGCAGGAUAUGUGCCAGGAGUUCGUGGACCUGCUCUUUGCGCAUUCUAGAAAUGCCGAGUGGCCUCUUCGGAUUCUUCUUACUACCUCCGGGCAGUCAAGGGUGCUUACUGACUCAGUGAGUCUGGAAAACAAGGUCAUUUCUCACAACACAUUUCGUCGAACGAAAGUGAGUCUGGUAUCUCAAUAUGUCCAAAUGGCCGAGUAG
This is a messenger RNA of Penicillium longicatenatum, 1953 nucleotides long. RefSeq lists its product as uncharacterized. The coding region runs from base 1 to 1953 and encodes 650 amino acids. The transcript is spliced from 5 exons. The record is from RefSeq and is a predicted model, not a curated record. Lineage: Eukaryota; Fungi; Ascomycota; Eurotiomycetes; Eurotiales; Aspergillaceae.